Lucilia sericata (common green bottle fly) is the source of this 1362-nucleotide messenger RNA. RefSeq lists its product as uncharacterized. The coding region runs from base 1 to 1266 and encodes 421 amino acids. NCBI's taxonomy places the organism in Eukaryota, Metazoa, Arthropoda, Insecta, Diptera, Calliphoridae. The record is from RefSeq and is a predicted model, not a curated record. The transcript has 4 exons.
AUGAGUCUUUAUAAUGACGAUGAACUGUCACCUCCUUCCUGGAUUAAUCAAGAUUUUCUAGAAAAAGUUUUAGUUCAAUAUGAAAACAAUGAAUUUGUGGAGGUCAUUAAAUAUGACAUGAGUCCCGCAAGUAUGAAGGGUGAUCAUUAUGCUAGCAUUAUGUUCAGAUGCAAAGUGUCCUAUAGAUUUGAUAAGUCCGGCAGUACUUUGGAAAAAUCCUUAAUUAUUAAAACAUUGCCCUUGGAAGAGGGACACAAACGUGAUCUGAUAAUGGACUCAAAGGCAUUUGAGACUGAAAUUGCCAUGUAUACAAAAACUUUGCCAAAAAUUGAGAAAAUUUUAGCUGAUUGUGGAGAACCAACGAAAUUAUCAGCAGAAAUUAUAUAUCAUUCUUUGGAACCCUAUAAGGUUAUUAUCCUAGAAGAUCUUUGUGAAUCGGGUUACAGUAUAGUACGCGGUCGUUAUCUUACCGAGGAUGAAGUUAAGGCGGUUUAUCGUAAGAUUGCCAAAUUACAUGCCGUCAGCUAUAUGUUGGGUAAAAGUGAAGAUCACAAAAUUGUCACACAACAUCGAAAUGGUGCUUUUACUAUGGGCAGUCAAAUGAUCAAUGACCUCUUAAUAGGUGGUAUUAAUAAUUUCAUUGAUUUACUCUCAUGUCAUGAAGAAUUUGAACCCUACUUCGAAAAGGUUAAAUUAAUGAAACCCAAAAUAAAAGAAGCCUGUAAAGAACUAUAUGAUGCUUAUAAACUAAAUAAUGGACGCGGUGACAUAUUCGUUUUAAAUCAUGGCGAUUUUCAUAUGAAAAAUCUAAUGUUUAAAUUCAAUAAGAAAACCCACUUGGAAGAUUUAAUAAUGGUGGAUUUUCAAUUUAGCUGCUUUGCCCCGGCCAAUAUUGAUAUGUUAUAUUCACAAUUCAUGAUUUUGGACUCGGAUUUGCGUCUGAAACGCAAUGAGUUAAUGUACUAUUAUUUUAUGGGAUUUACGAAAACUUUGGAAAAAAUUAACUAUCAAGGUGAAAUGCCCUUGUUUUCGGAAUUCCAAAUGUCCAGCAUUAAAUAUAGGCAUUUUACUCUCUUCAUAAUGUCCACUAUAUUACCCAUGGUUGUUGGAUUUUUGGCUAAACCCAUGGAGGAUUUGAAAGACACUGAUGCUGCUAAAUUGUUCACAAACCCCGAUUUAAUAACCAUGAUGUAUCGUGAACCGAAAUUCAUUGAAGAUAUUCGCAAUUUGUUGCCAAUUUUGUUAAGAGAGGGAUAUUUAGAUUAAAUUGUGUUUAAGUAAUUUAUAAAUUUAAUUUGUUAUUAUUUCUUUUAAGUUUUUUUUUAUUAAUUAAAAUAUUUAAAAAAUAAUAAUUCUCCAAGU